Callorhinus ursinus (northern fur seal) is the source of this 943-nucleotide messenger RNA. It is a transcript of the gene TEX38, whose product is annotated as testis expressed 38. The record is from RefSeq and is a predicted model, not a curated record. Lineage: Eukaryota; Metazoa; Chordata; Mammalia; Carnivora; Otariidae.
CCUUCCAGUCCCUGCCUCUUGCCUUGUGCCCUUGGUGUGGGGCAGACACUCAGGGAAGACCUUUUACAUGGAUGAGUGGUGGCCUGUAUGGAGGAGUGAUAAGCAGUUAGGGUAUACUUUCCUCUAGAAAACUAGGGAUUGAGGGCAGAGAUCAUGUUUCUCUGCUGAACCGGAGAGGGUUACAAUGAAUACCCUAGGACCAUCACAGCUGAAUGGUGUGGGUCUCACUGUACUUCGGAUUCCUGGGGCUGUGUUCUGUGGUAACCGGCGGCUGCAUUCUCUUUCUGCACUGGAGGAAGAACUUGCGGCGGGAAGAGCGUGCCCAGGAGUGGGUGGAGGUGAUGAGGGCCGCCACGUUCACCUACAGCCCGCUGUUGUACUGGAUUAACAAGCGUCGGCAUUAUGGCAUGAACACAGCCAUCAACACGGGCCCUCCUCCUACUGUCACCAAGACCGAGACUGAGGUCCAGAAUGCAGAUCCUCUAUGGGAUUUGGACAUCCCCACGGGCAGGAACUCUGCUGCCCAAGACAGCAGCCCCAAGGUGGAGGCCCCUGCCCCGCUACGACCUCCGCUGCAGCCCCUACCUUCGCCAAUGCUGCGGUCCCACACCAGCUCCCCAGUCACGGUUCCCGUCUUCCAGGAGGUUCCCUUUGCCCUUUCCCUGUGCAACCUGCCCCCAAUGCUGAACCACUCAGUCUCCUACCCUUUGGACAUUUGUCCUGAAAGUAACGUCCACUUCCAUUCCCUCCCUGCUAUGGCCCAUGGAGACCACUGCUUCAGUGCCAAGCCUUUUGCUUCAGAAUUAUAGCCUCCUCUCAUUGAGGGUGGGAGCGGGAGUUAUCAGGGGCAGGGCAGGAAAAUGGUGCUAACCCCAGGAAGGUGGUAUUGACACAAAGGCCAGAGCCCAUCUGAAUGUCACAUUAUGAAAGACUGAAAAAAAGC